Dovyalis caffra is the source of this 684-nucleotide messenger RNA. The record is from the annotation of a GenBank genome assembly. NCBI's taxonomy places the organism in Eukaryota, Viridiplantae, Streptophyta, Magnoliopsida, Malpighiales, Salicaceae.
AUGCUGCAACCACAGGAUAAAAACACAGCCAGUGGACCAACAGCAAUCAAAGCGCAUUUGAAGGAAUUUUUCAAGAAAUGCGACAUCAAUCACGACAACCGUCUCAGUAGGAAAGAGCUAAAGAAAGCCUUUGACGAACUUGGGGCAUUGUUCCCUAGUUACAGGGCUGGCCGUGGCCUCAGCAAUGCGGAUGCCAACAAGGAUGGACAAAUCGACAUGGAUCGACGAUCAUUGGGGCAGUCAGCCCAGUCACUGCGUAAAGGCAAGGGUAAUUCCUUGGCAAUGGGAAGGCCAUCUAUUGGAGAGAGAUCGGGUCUGGUAAUUGUCAGUUUUGGAAGGGCAAGAUUUGAUGUCCGAAUUGGAACAAGCAGGAGAGCAGCAGCAAUGGGAUGCGACAAGAGAAUAAUGGGCUUUCGAGGCAUGAUGUCAAAAUCAGCCGACGGUGAGACCCUAAGCAAAGAGCAUUUAAAGAAAUUUUUCAUGAAAUACGACAUCAAUCGCGACAAUCGUCUCGGUAGAGAAGAGCUAAAGCAAGCCUUUGGGAAACUUGGGGCAUAUUUCCCUUGUUAUAGAGCUGCCCGUAGCAUCAACCAUGCAGAUGCCAACAAUGAUGGGCAAAUCGACAUGGAUGAGUUGAGUGAUCUUGUCAACUAUGCUUAUAAACUUGGGUAUACUGUUUCUUAA